Messenger RNA from Xyrichtys novacula (pearly razorfish), 1059 nucleotides. The record is from the annotation of a GenBank genome assembly. NCBI's taxonomy places the organism in Eukaryota, Metazoa, Chordata, Actinopteri, Labriformes, Labridae.
AUGCGGAACAUCCAUGUCCGAGUAUUAAGGGUGUACCUGGAUCCUGAAUGCAGCAUGAAGCCUGAGUUCAGGCUCUCCAGGCAGUCCUUCACGUGUGUGCUCAGGAUUCUCCAUCAAGAGCGAGACCAUGGCUGGGGCCAGCACCUGGAAAUUCUUAUGUUUAUCUACUGGCUAGCGCAUGGGUUGUCUUAUAAGGUCACUGCAGACGCCUUUGACAUCCCCAAAACCACGGUUUUUAGAGCUAUUCACAAAACAGCCAAAGCAAUAAGAGAAGCCAGGAGCAGAGUCAUUCGCUUCCCACCUCCGCACAGAUUGGAAGAAGUUGGCCAAGGCUUUGCCAGACUGGCAAGACAUCAGGCAUUCAACAAGGCUGUGGGGGCAAUUGAUGGCUGUCACAUACGUAUAAAACCACCCAAAAACAACAGAAAGUGCUACUACAAUUAUAAAGGUUUCCACUCCAUCCAGCUCCAGGCCAUCUGCGACUCCAAAGCAAGAUUUCUGGACAUUUUUGUAGGAUAUCCCGGUUCUGCCCAUGACACACGCAUACUAAGAAAUAGCCCGGUUUAUGUCCAAUCAUUAUACCCACCACCUGGUUUUUUUAUUUUGGGAGACGCUGGCUACCCCUGUAUGGACCAUCCCAUCACCACGAUCGUGCCAUUCAAAAGGCCACUUGAUGGGCCAAUGCAGGAGCGCUUCAACAAAAUGCAUGGCAGGGCUCGAUGCGUGAUUGAACGUGCCUUUGGCCAAAUGAAGACACGCUGGCAGGCCACCUUCCUCAAGGCCCUGGAGGUCCGACCAGCCUUUGUCUCUGAGGUCGCCUUGGCAUGCGGGUUCUUGCAUAACAUCUGCCUGGACAACGGAGAUGUUCCAGAUGAAGAGGAUGAAGAGGAUGAAGAGGAGCAAUGUGAAGAGGAACUGGACGAGCCUGGUCUCCCUCCACUUGACCCAGGGGGCAGAGAGAGCAGUGGCAACCAAAUCAGAGACCUCCUGUGUCAACAUGUAUCUGCACCCCAGCAGUUACACACCGUUUUGGCUGACCAUGAUUAUGUAAAUAUCUGA